GUCCCGCCGGCCCAGGCGGGGCCGCCGCCGCCUUCCCCUUCCCCUGCCGCCGCCCUUUUGCUUUCGCUUUCCCACAGCUCGGGAGCCGGGCGGCGGCGCGGCCAUGGAGAACGGGGCCGUCUACAACGAGACCACGGAGCCGCAGGGCAAGCCGCCGCGCCGCGCCUGCCCCUGCGGCUGCACCCUGCGGCACCUGCGCGGCCGGUGGCGGCGGGCGGCCAAGGCGCUCCAGGCGCUGUUCUCUCUUCUGGCUGUUAUUUGUGAAGAAAUUGUGGAGAAUUGUAUCAAGUGUGGUGGACUUUACUUCUUUGAAUUCACAAGCUGCACUGCACUUCUUUUGAGCCUCCUCAUACUGUGUGUGUAUUGUACUACUGCAUAUGAAACAUUUGGGAAAGAUAAAGUAGAGAGAGUGAAUUUUUGGGCCAUGCCAGGCAUAGGUGGCUUUUUUCUAUUAGCUUCAGUAGUGCUUGCUGCAACCAGUUCUGGAUCUGAUUUAGAAAAGGCUGCAUGUACAUUUGGAUUUCUUGCAAGUGGUGCAUUUGUAGCUGAAGCGAUUAUGAAUUAUUUGGAUAGCCGGAAACAAGACACAGAAAGUCGUUCUGAAAAUCCUGCCAACAUACAGACUGCCACAGAAAGUCAGCCACUGAAUAAAUAAAGCUAAACUUUGCGAUUUUUUUUAAUUGAGCAAACUGAAAUGAGAUUUCAGUGCACUGUAAAUAACUUCUUCUGUCUUCCUUCUAAUUGGUUUUGUAAGCAUUGCUCACCACAAGUUUUUAUAGGUCUACCAGUGGCAGCUUGGCAUCAUGUUCUGUUUAAUUUUGGAGUAACUGAUCCUGCUUAAUAACUGCCCAAGUGGCAUAUACUAAAAUAUUUUGUGUCUAAUUAGAGUAAUGUAAGGGCAGUAGUGUGUGAUGAUUUGAUUUUGGUAGGAAUGAUUAAUAAAGGGUAAUUUAUGGUGCAUAAAUUCUGAGUUAUAUCCUAAAGAUAUUUUCUAUAUAAAUGGACCAGAUACUUCUGUUACUAAUUGUAAAUUAGUACAGCAGAGUUCAUUUUUUCUACUUACUGUUCAAACUGUGAAUGUAAAAGGGAUACCUAAUUGCAGCCUUAGAGAAAUGCUUAUUCUUACAUAAGGGUUUUUAUUUUUUUUUUUUAUUUUUUAUUUUUUUACUACUCCUGUACAAUUCUGUCUGUGGAACUCAGUUUAAUAAAAUGAUGAGUGUAGCUUUUUUACAGGGGAUAGUUUAAUGCUUUAUUAAAGAGAGUUCUGCAUCUCAUGGUUGUUAAUGAUUAAAAUUGUAUGCCAGAAUCUCCUUUCAGAUUGUUUCAAAAGCAAGAAAAGCUGCAGGAAAAGCUUUGAUAAGCUCGCUCUGAGAGGAGGAGGUUGAAGGACAAAUAUUUUCAGAAGUUAACCUAAAAAGUAACAAUUUGAAAUAUCAGCGGGAAAAACAUAGCAGCGCAUCAGCACUGAUAGUGAAUAUCACUUUCAGGGUUAAGCCUAACUGCAUUUUGUUUAUGCAUAGUUAAUGGUGAGUUUUGCCAGAGUGAAUUUUGCCAGAAUGGUUAUGUACUCCACCACUUUUUUUACCUAUAAAUAUGCCACUGGUUUGAGCCUUUUUGCUACCAGCUAGGUCAGUUGGUGAACAGAUGAAUAAAUAAGCACUUGUAUCAUUGACUUGUCUGAAGAGCAGCAGGCUGCAAGAGAAACUACUGAUGCAACAUACCAAACAAGUGAUGGAGUUCAGACCAGAUCUUGAUGGCCACAGAAGAAGGGAAGUGAUGCAAACAUCUUUUCUAGAUGUCUGAGGGAGAAACAAAACUGCUAGACUUCAUUUAGAGAAAAGCAGAAAAGUAGGGCAAUUGCCAUAAAGCAAGGGAUGUUCCAAAAUACCAGCACAAAUGAGAAAAGUCUGAUUAUGCAAAAACAGUUCUUGUCUGAGUUCUCCUGACAUUUGCCAUGCCUUCUAGGCAUUGACUGCAUUUCAUCAAUACUCUGACAGAUUUACAGUCCUGUAACCUAUUGUGGCAGCACUGAGACUAAGCCCUCCAGAAGUUGGCUGAACGUGCUAUAUUUGGAACAGGAUGAGGAAGUUGUAAUACAAAGCACUGUAAAGGAAGGUCAGAGCCUUUUUUCAGUACUGCUGCUUUCUGAUGAGCGUGAUGAUGUUUGUGACGUUUUCUCUAUGCUCUGGGACUUUAAUCCUAACACUACACUUUGCUUGGGGAUUUGAGUUUGACAGUUUGUGAGGAACAUCAAGUUUAAGUUGUAGCUUGGUUUCAGAGCCAUCUAUAAAUACUUACUUUCCUUCAAGGAAUUUCUUGCUUUGUGAAGAGAGUUCUUCUUUGGACUGGCAUUUUCUCUUAUUUAUUAGUGUCUAUUUGCACUAAAACCUGAUCUCGGUCUAACUGUACAGAGCUUGCUCUAGCUGUCUCUGAAAACUGUAGGUAGAUAAGAGAUACGUUUUGUUUACAAGCAAUGUUGCUGGUGAUAUGAACUUCCCAAAAUGAAAAAAUCUCUGUUACAGUUAUAAUUUCUUUCUUUUGGGUUUGUGUCCAUAUCUAUGGUUAACAUUUUCAGGGUUUUUUUCUGCUUAGUGCCUAGGAUACUACUAGAUUUGUGUUCAUAUCAAAAUGGCUGUAGGCUCUAGGUUUUAAUAUGUAAUUAAAAGCUGUAAGUAUAAUGUAACAAUAAGACUGUGCUGCUGAUAUUUAUUAAGCAACGCAGCGUGAAGGCAGGACUUCUGCCCUCAGUUAAUUUUUCCUUUGAACUUUAAUUUUUAUCAUCUUGAAAAUGCAUGAAGAGUUACGGUUCUCUGUAAUUUUCCUAUAGACUUCACCCUACCCAAGUGCUGUUUUCAGUUUCCAUUCAUGAAUCAUUGGUAUUGAAAGGGAUCUGUAAAGUCAUCUCUGUGCCUUAGCCUCCCUGUCUGUGUGAUAUCUACUGCUGAUGCUUUACAAGUGAAGAAACUGAAAUGCAGAACAAGUUACUUUAUGAAAGGGUGCCACAAGGAGUUGGUGUUGGGGGAAGUGGUUAUAACUGAGUUUUCCUGACUCCGUGUUCUGUGUGCUAGGCCUUUUGCAAUGGAAGUACUGCCAGGCUUUGCAGAAUGGUUUCAUGGGUUCUCCUGUUCCAGACAUGGAACUCGUUUCUGGUUGUUUCUUAGGGUGAGGUUUUUGAUGUGUUGUCCAUUUUAGUUUUAACUGUUCCAAGUAGUUUCUCAUUCUCUGACCAGCUGAUGCAAGUAUAGAUGUAAUGAUCAAAUUCAGUCUGUAACCAAAAGUGAUGCAAACGUUGCCAUCACCUAAAGAAAGGGACAUGGAUAGUCUUUCGGAAACUGGUUACUUCUGCUUUCCCAUAUGCAGAAGGGGUUUGCCAAUAGGACUCCUGCUAUUCCCCCUUCCACCAAAUAAAUAAAUAAACAGUGCCGCAUCCUAGAUACUGUCUAGCUGGCACUAAUCUGUCAUGCAGCAGUUAAAUGCUAUUAGCCAGACCAGCCCCAUGUUGGUUAUAGGUAUAAGGUAAUUGCUAACUAGUUGCCAUCAAAGCAAUUGGUGGCUAACAAAGCAGUUUCUGUAUGGUGGCACUGUUAAUACCAGGCUUAUGAGUGUGAGGACUUUCAUUUAAAAACCCUUGAGGAGCAGGUCUCCUGGUACGCGUGCUGUUCUCUGCUUCCGGGAGGCAGUUCCCUUACCUGCUUUAUCAGCUUCCUAAGAUGAAAGGGCAGGUGUGUGCCCCCCCGAGCUCCUCUGCCCUCACGUGCUAGGUCGGGCAAGUGCAACGGCUGAGCAGGGUUGUCUCCCACCACUAGAAAUGCCCCUUUGGUGCUUCAGAUGUCAGAUCCAGGCUUUGAAUGUCUGUCUUUUAAUUAGACUGAUCCCAGAGGGUGGAGUGGGAGCUGGAUUAAACAUCUGGUUUUACAGGAGCUCUGCACAUGUGGAUAGACAUCUCUUGCUCUGUCAGCAAAGAAGUCCCUGUUUCCCUACCUGUUUUCAAUGAAAUUGGCUUUAUUUAAACCAGCUAUUUAAAUUGCUUAAGUUAUCUUGGCUGGCUGUGACUGAAAUGGAUUAGGGUUUGUUCAAGAGAGUGGUGGGAGCUCUGGCAGAGGGGCAGUAAUGAACAACCCUCUCUUAAAUUUCGCCUUUUGUUUGCAAGUAAACACCUAUGCACAAUCUUAACCAGCAGUAAAACCCAUGGAAGGAAGCAAUUUGGCACAGGAAGUCUACCUGUGGCUUGCCUUCUCCCUUCUUCACCACGGUGGUUGGUGGUGGUAUGAGCCUGUGCAGACACAGUAAAAGGCUUCUUUUCCUGCUGAGUCUUUUGAAAAAUACUUGAAGAUUGCACUGACUUUCGGGCUUUUCAGACUUCAGGCCGUGCAAGGACUGGCUUGAGUUUCUGCUCUGAAAAAUCUACAUGUGUUGUGUAGAUCAUGAAUGCGAUUUUGUUUUCUAUGUUUAGCCCACGUUGAAAUCACGAUAGUAGCAGUAUCCUUUAGAUUUUAAAUAUGUAGAGGAAUUGUGCCUCACUGGUUGUACUCUGUUCUUAAAAAUAGCAGGGGAGGGUUGUAUGUAGUCUUUACAAUUCAGUUCUACCAUUGCACCUUCCAACUCAGAAAUGCAGUGAAUUAUCUCACACAAUUCUCAGAGCUCUGCACAAGAUGUUUUUGCAUAAUAGCCGUGAUGGCAAUCCUGGUUCUGUUCAAAUUCGUGCAGUGAAAGUACCAAGUUUUCUACACUGAAGGGAAAUAUUUUGUGUGAUUCUUAAAAGGUUAUGUAAAAUUGUAAUAAUGAAUCAAGAUGCUGGUAGUGCCUUUAAGAUGGAAAUUCAUCUUUGUUUUAGUUCCUUGCUGUAAAUAUGUAGCAGAUAUCUAGAUAGUACUGAACAGCAUAAAAUUUAAUGUCACUUUCGUACUUGUGAGGCUUUAAAUGUCUUUUAAAGAUUAUUGAAUCAGAAUGAAAAUACAAUGGUUAUAUAUUAUGAAAUAAAAACUUUAUAUAGUUAUGUAACCAAUGUUGCCUUGACUUUUCAGUAAAAGCAUUCUGAAAUACUUAAAUAUUUUUCCAUUCUAAACCUGUGGUCUUUUUAAUGUAUUAUGCCUUUCUGGUCGUAAGAACUUUCUAAAAUACUUU
Molecule: messenger RNA, 5124 nt
Organism: Rhea pennata
Lineage: Eukaryota; Metazoa; Chordata; Aves; Rheiformes; Rheidae
Gene: CMTM6
Product: CKLF like MARVEL transmembrane domain containing 6
Exons: 4
Coding region: 104-655 (183 amino acids)
Cellular component (GO): membrane
Source: RefSeq, a predicted model, not a curated record